CAGCUGUAUCAGGAGCACAUAAAGAGAAGGAGCAUCUAACUGAGCUGUUGUCUAAGUGGUUUGACCAAAUAUCUCCAUGUAUGGUAGUUGUGAAAUAUGUGAAUAUCAUUACCAAUAUUUAUAAUGAUGUUCGGAGAAAUGUUGCUGUGUUGUGGUUUUGUCAAUUUGUAUACUUGUUACUACAUAAUAGUUAUAGACUGAGGGCCUGAGGGUCUCAAAACUCCAUAGUGACCGUGGACGAGGCCUAUAACUUGUUUAGAAUAGCGCUUACUCACCUGUGUAGGCCAGUCUGUAUUAUAGGAACAGCUAGAGUCACAAUGGACAGCACGGACGAUGCUAAUAGACAACUAAGAGCUAACAAAGAAGACUUUUGCAGAAAUUCGCACUGCUUGGGAAAGGAAUGGCAUGGCUGGGGAUGCUGCUCAACACCAGAACUUGAAAGCCCUUCCCUUUUAUCCAGUGUGACUGAAGAGUUACUGCGCAUGAGCAAUAUAGAAGAGCCCAUGCAUGUGCAAGUGCCACAAAAUCGUUACGCACCUCCAACAACAGAUGAAGCUGUGACUAAGGCUAGAGCUGAGUCAGUUCCAAAGAAAACAAGAGAUGACACUGCAUAUUGUGUGAAAUUGUGGCAUGACUGGGCAAGUAACCGUAAAAUACUCACUGAUGUUGUUGUUCCUUCACUAAUGGGACUUGACAAGAAAGAAAUGCAGUAUUGGCUAUGUCGAUUUGUCUUGGAAGUUAGAACAAAGAAAGGAACUGAAUACGCUCCAAACACACUCUAUCAUCUCAUAUGUGGAAUCAUGCGUUACGUUCGUCAACAGUGUGAAAAACCGGAGAUAGACUUCUUCAAAGACCCUGAAUUCGCACAAUUUCGCUCAUCUCUUGAUGCAGAAAUGAAGAGACUCCAAGCUACUGGACUAGGUUCUACACGGAAGCAAGCAGAACCCCUCUCUAUGCAAGAAGAAGAGCUCUUGUGGGAGAAAAAGCUGCUAGGUGACCACUGUCCUGCAGCUCUACUCAACACAAUGGCUUUUAUGAAUUGGCUGUACUUUGCUCUUCGUAGUGGAGGUGAACAUCGUCAGCUUCGUCACAUUCCUUGCCAAAUUGAAGUUUUUGACAAUCCUCAAGGACGAUCCUGUCUUCGAUACACCGAAGAUAUCUCAAAGAACCACCCAGGUGGGCUAAAAGGCCGCAAACACAAGCAAAAAGUAGUUGUUCACCAUUCAAAUAUCGAGAAUCCAACAAGAUGCUUUGUACGACUAUUUCAAAAGUACAGCACUCUUUGCCUACCAGAACGCCCCAGUAAUGCUCUCUACCUCACUCCUUUGGCAAAACCAAAAAAUGAUGACUGCUGGUUUUCGAAAGUACCUUUGGGCCACAAUUCUCUUAAGGAUAUUGUUAAGAAUAUGUGUCUAAAAGCAGGAAUACCUGGCUACAAAACCAACCACUCUCUCCGAGCGACUACAGCAACACGACUGUAUUCGAACGGUGUUGAUGAACAGUUAGUGAUGGAGCGCACUGGACACCGUAGUAUCGAAGGCAUACGAAGCUACAAACGCACCUCCAGUGAGCAACAGGAGAACAUUUCGGAUCUUUUAAAUGGCAAAAAACCUUGUAUGGACCUUGUACCAGCUUCAAACAAACAGCCGUUCGUACCUAUGCCAGCACUUCCUCUCAGUCUGACAAGAUCCCCAACACUACCUUCUUCUUGCUCACAAGUUGUGACGUCAAACGUUAGUGCACCACAACAUUCCAGCUCGAAAAACGAUCAUGCAGGAGCAUUCCACUUAAGUUCAUGUUCUAACAUAUCCAUUAACUUCCACUAUUCCAACACAUAGUCGUAUUACUCUUAUGAUACUAGACCUCAAACUGUACGAACCGUAUAUAUGUACUUGUGCAUUUGCAUGUAUUAUGUUUUAUGUAUUUGUUAUUUAUGUAUUAUGUUGCUAUGCAUUCCAUGUUUCCAUACAAGUUAAUCUUGACAUCAUCUUGCCUGUAGGCUUAAUCAGUAAUAGACCUACUUAGAAGACCUCUGACAGUUACAGGUCUAUAAGUGAAAUAAUGGACCUCUCAGUGACCAAUCAGAUUGCAGUAUUACUACAAGCAUUUUCUAAAACCACUUAGACAACAGCUAUUCUGAGUAUCUGUAGGGAGUUAGAUGCUCCUUCUCUU
Messenger RNA from Halichondria panicea, 2172 nucleotides. Its product is annotated as zinc finger MYM-type protein 2-like. NCBI's taxonomy places the organism in Eukaryota, Metazoa, Porifera, Demospongiae, Suberitida, Halichondriidae. The coding region runs from base 318 to 1838 and encodes 506 amino acids. The record is from RefSeq and is a predicted model, not a curated record. Gene Ontology annotation, molecular function: DNA binding. Gene Ontology annotation, biological process: DNA recombination; DNA integration. The transcript has a single exon.